Molecule: messenger RNA, 1423 nt
Organism: Odontomachus brunneus
Lineage: Eukaryota; Metazoa; Arthropoda; Insecta; Hymenoptera; Formicidae
Product: NSFL1 cofactor p47-like
Exons: 5
Coding region: 151-1314 (387 amino acids)
Biological process (GO): membrane fusion; autophagosome assembly; proteasome-mediated ubiquitin-dependent protein catabolic process
Cellular component (GO): nucleus; cytosol
Molecular function (GO): ubiquitin binding
Source: RefSeq, a predicted model, not a curated record
UCGUGAGAAUUGACAUGAAACGGCGAAACACGGGGAGCGUUUAGCCUCGUUGGGUUGAGAUUGACGCGAAGCUUUUGCACCGAGAGGACUUGCGAGGAAAAUAGAGACAGAGAGUGAUAACUCGUGAGUUCUUUCAAACAUUCGCGAAGAAUGGCGAACCACGACGAGUUAGUCUCGCAAUUCGCAGACGUAACUGGUGUUGAGGCCGAGAGAGCGCAAUUCUUCCUUGAGUCGUCCGCUUGGCAUCUCGAGGUUGCUCUCGCAAGUUUUUACGAGAACGACGAGGCGCCGGCGUUGGUGACUGAACCUGUUGAUGAUACAGAGGAAGCAGCAGGCUUUCAGGACAAUACCGCGGACACCAUGUCGGAGAACACGAAGUCUGACGCAGAAGAGUCCAAAGGUGCUAAGCCAAAGCCUAAAGUCUCCUUCGGAUCGUUGAGUGUUAUCAAAUACAAAGACAGCAGUUCUGACGAUGAGGAGGGACAAGCGUUCUAUGCUGGAGGUUCUGAACAUAGUGGACAGCAGGUUUUAGGGCCAGGAAAGAAGAAGAAGAAGGACAUUAUUAGUGACAUGUUCAAAUCCUGUCAGAGCCAGUCCCUCGCAGUAGAGCCAACAAAAAUGGGAGGGCAACAGAGGCCGAAUACGUUCAGUGGCACUGGCUAUAAAUUAGGUCAAACUAGUUCUGAUAGUGAAGUAGUAAUAGGAGCGGAUGCAGAUCAGCAAUCUUCUAGUGGUCUCGUUAUAUUGAAACUAUGGAAGGAUGGGUUUACCAUAAACGACAGCGAGAUUCGAUCGUACAGUGAGCCUGAAAAUAGAGAAUUUCUAGCAGCUGUCAAACGAGGCGAAGUCCCAGCAGAGAUUCGUCAACAGGUGCAGGGUGCUGAUUUGCGACUCGAUAUGGAGGAUCAUCGUCACGAAGCCUAUGUUCCGACGAAAGCCAAGGUGAAAGCCUUCUCCGGGAAAGGUCACAUGCUGGGCAGUCCAUCACCAGCUACUGUAGGUAUGACAGUUCCCGCGGACCCCGCUGACCAGGCUGCUAACGAGGCGCAGGCGAAGAAAGAACUGAAUGUAGACACUUCGCAGCCAACCACUACGAUACAAAUUCGUCUUGUAGAUGGUAGUACUGUAAGAGCCCAGUUCAAUCUGACGCAUACAGUCAGUGAUAUUAGACGAUACAUAAUAACUAUGAGACCCCAGUAUGCUUUGAGGGAUUUUAGUCUAUUAACCAUGUAUCCAACGAAGGAGCUUACCGAAGAUAAAACGAUUGAAGAGGCUGGUUUGCAAAGUUCGGCUAUAAUGCAACGACUGAAGUAAACUUUUUUCUAAAUUUCUUUAGUUCAAAAGAAAUGUAAGCGUCAGAUAUUUACCAAAUAUAUGUUAAACCACUUGAAAAUAAAGUUUCUAUGUAUUUUUAUUAGGAGUA